UUCCGGGCUUAAAAAAAAAGAAAUAAAUAUUUUCCUGUCCAACAAACGUGAAUUUGAGAUAAACAAACGUUAUAUUUUAUUUAGCUACGAAACGUUCGAAUGUAGGCGGUGGUAGCCACAUACAUUUUACCAUGGUGAAAUGCGUGGUCCAGGGGUGUCCUAAUCGAAGUGACAAUAAUAAAGGAGCGUUUCCGAAUCGUCCUUCCAAGAGGUUUUUCAAUUUUCCUAAUGACCAGGCUCGGGUGAAAGUGUGGCUUGCCGCACUGCGAGAGACGGAGAAGGAGGAUUCAACAGAGGAGCACAGAAUAUGUGAAGACCACUUUCUGACAGACCACAUAACACCACGCGGAAUAAGCGAGGAUGCCAUUCCUAUCAUGCCCCCAUACCUCGACGGGCCACUGAGUCUGAUCAGCCCGUGGGGCGAGGACUCUUCUGACGAAGAGGAAUUCGUGGAUGAUGAUGAUGCUUCGGCUAUGCACAAUGACGAUGUUGAAGAAGAAUAUGAUGAGAGUCAGGCCGAGACAGAACCAUCUGCAUCAAGGUUCUGUGAACUGGUUGAAGGCACCAAGACAAAGACUAGACAAGUCAGUGCUUCCACUGAACCCAAGCCAGUGUUACCGGUCACCAGUAAGGGAUUUGUCCGCCAGGAUCUAUCCCUGGCUCUGUUGACCAAGAAGUUCCUAAGGCUGAUGAGUGGCGCCCCUCAUGGUAUCAUGGACCUCAACCUCGCAGCACAGAACCUCCACACACGCAAACGGAGGGUAUAUGACAUCACCAACUGCCUGGAGGGGAUCAAGCUCAUCCAGAAACAAUCGGCCAACAAGAUCAAGUGGAUAGGUCUGUGUCCAGUCACCAGUUUUGUUGGGCCGAAGCAGAGGCUUCAGCGGGAGCUGCAGAACCUGAAGACGGUGGAGGAGAGUCUGGAUGAGCUCAUCAAGACCUGUGCCCAGCAGCUCUUUGACAUGACCGACAGUUUGGACAACAUAGAAUUAGCCUACGUGACCCACAGUGACAUCAGUGGUAUCAAGGUGUUCCAGGAACAGACGGUCGUUGCCAUCAAGGCCCCGGAAGAGACCAAGCUGGAGGUGCCAACACCCAAGGAGGACGUCAUCCAAAUCCACCUGAAGGGAGGCAGGGGACCAAUCAAAGUGCUGACCUGUGAGAUGGACGGGCCUCAACGUGCCACACAGGGAAGUGGAAAGACAACAGGCUUUCUAUCACUGGAGGAGAGCAGGAUUAAGACCAUGCUUCUGCACACCGGUAACAACACAGAUGUGCUUUUCAAUCAAUAAAAUGAUACAAUUGUUAAGCUAUAUUAGGUGCUCCAGACAUUUAAUUACAACUAUGUAAAGUACCUUGAGAUGUCCUACUCUGUAAGAAAGGGAUUAUGCCAUGAUUGGAUUGGAACAUUGAGUGUGUUCCCCACUGCAAGCAGUAGAGAGAGCUGUUUACUAUAAAAUAGGCUUGGGGAAUACUGUAUCAAAUGAGGUCAGUUUUGUCACAAAAGGAAAGUUAUGAAAGUAGAUAUUUUGUUGUGGUCAACAAAUCAACUGUUAAUUUCUCUCCUUCUGUAGGGGCCUCUGCAUCACAGAAUGCUGUACAGAGUGGGUAGUCUGACAUUAUGGUAGUAUGCUGCACUGUCACAUUGUCCUCAUUGGAUUUUUUUGUCUCACUGUUUGGACUCUGACUCCACAUUCUGACAUUGUCGCUUUGGGAAGAGGCCAUUUUUGUCAUUUUUUUAUAUUUUUUUCUGUGUAAAAUGCCAACGAUUCCUUGUAUGACUUGAUUGUAAAAAGUGCACAUAAGUCAUGAAAUCACAAGCUUUAUUUUUAUACAUGUAGUUUUGCGUUUAGUAAAGUGGUUGCAGUACACUACUGUAUUCCUGUACUUUUCAAUCAUCUUAAAAUGUGUGGGAAAUGGUGGACAGUAUCAAUGUGACAGCUAUAGUCAUUAGAAAGUAACAAAUGCUCAUGUACAUAAAGUUUAAUUUUCCAAGCAGUUUCAUCAUGUACCCUAGUGGAUUGGAACGUGUAUGUUCUUUGCUUUUAUUUUUUUCAUCUAACUAUUCUGAAUGCCCUAUUAAAAGUUUUGUUUUUCUUUCUGUUUUUCUUAUCUGUUAUUACUAAUUAAGAAAACACUUCCAAUGCAUUCUCCUAUGAAUAAACUCACUUGUAUAUAAAAA
Salmo salar (Atlantic salmon) is the source of this 2182-nucleotide messenger RNA. It is a transcript of the gene e2f6, whose product is annotated as E2F transcription factor 6. Gene Ontology annotation, cellular component: RNA polymerase II transcription regulator complex. The record is from RefSeq and is marked provisional. Gene Ontology annotation, molecular function: RNA polymerase II cis-regulatory region sequence-specific DNA binding; protein dimerization activity; DNA-binding transcription factor activity, RNA polymerase II-specific. Gene Ontology annotation, biological process: regulation of transcription by RNA polymerase II. NCBI's taxonomy places the organism in Eukaryota, Metazoa, Chordata, Actinopteri, Salmoniformes, Salmonidae.